AUGUCUACAGCUCAACUACAGAUAGUUGAUGGAAUAGCAUUAACGCAGAUUUUCAAUGGUUUAAAAUCAAAUAAGGAAGAAGAAAGAAAUAGAUAUGCCUUAGAAUUACGAAAUUAUCUAGCUUCUAUAGCUAGAGAUCUAUCACCAGAGCAGUUUAAUAGAUAUAAUAACGAUAUCAAUAAAACUAUUUUUGAAUUUUUGCAUAGUAAUGAAACAACAGAGAAAUUGGGAGGAAUAGCAGCGUUGAAUUCUUUGAUUGAUUUUGAUUCGGGUGUAGGGGAAGAAAAUGCUACAAAGACAGCUAGAUUUUCAAAUUACUUGGGAUCAUUAAUCUUAUCAAACGAUUUGACAAUUAUGAAGCAAGCAACCAUGACCUUGGGUAAGUUGGCCACUCCUGGAGGUACUCUUACAGGUGACUUUGUCGAUUUCGAAGCUAAAAGGGCCAUAGAAUGGUUACAGAGUGACAAUAAGCAACAUGAAAACAGAAGGCAUGCAGCAAUAUUGAUUAUCACUGCAUUAGUGGAUAAUGCUCCUACUUUAUUAUAUAACUUUAUCAACCAGAUUUUGGAGCAUUUGUGGAUCCCAUUGAGAGACAAUAAGUUGGUAAUAAGAACCGAUGCAGCUAUUGCUUUACAGAAAUGCAUGCGAAUAAUUUAUGAUAGAGAUAUAAAUUCUCGUCGAUUUUGGAUCAAACAUUUCAUAGAUAUGGCAUCGAAAAUAUUAAACGAUAAUGUUGCAAGAAGCAGUGCAUCUGAAUCCAAUGACGCAAGUAGCAAUGGUAAUAGUAAUAAUGGCGUGAGUUCUGUCAAUGCAGCGGCAAAUACCGCCUAUAACUUAAUUUAUUCCACUGCUACGGGUUCGCAAGCUAACGAGUCAAUUCAUGGUUCUCUUCUUGUUUACAGAGAACUAAUUUCAUUUCAUAGUGAUCCAUAUAUUCAUUCCAAAUUUGAAUUGAUUUACGAAAACACAGUAUUGUAUAGGAAUCAUAAACAAGCAAUCAUUAGACAAGAAUUAACUAAUAUCAUUCCACUAUUGUGCAAAGUGAAUACUGAAUUAUUUGUUGAAAAAUAUUUGCAUAGAACAUUAUUGCAUUAUUUAUCACAGUUAAAGCAAUUAAAAAGUCAACAUAGCGAAACAGCAAAUAAAGAUAAGAGUGCCAUAUUUAGAAGUAUUGGGUUAAUUUCUUUGGAAGUAGGAAACCAAAUGGCAACUUACUUGGAUGCUAUUUUAGAUAAUAUUCGAGAUGGAUUAUCUUAUCCUUCCAAUCCAAGUGUACAGCUGAUUUUAGUCAAUGCAGUAUCUAAUAAUGGUGAUAAUCCACUAUCUGGAGCUGUUACUUCGAGUAAUGGGUCUGCUCAGUCAACCAUCAAUGGCUUGAAUAGCAUCUCCACUUCUGUUUCUGGACCCUCAAAGUAUAGAUCCAGCAGAAAGAAUACGGAACCUGCCAUUUUUGAUUGCAUAAGUAAAUUAUCUAUUGCUGUAGGUCCAGCUUUGACAAAACAUUUACAGCGUGAUAUCUUGGAUAUGAUGUUUAGUAACUGUUCCUUAUCGGUCUACAUGCAGAAUGUCCUACAAACCUUAAUCGUUAAUAUUCCAAUGUUAACUAAUCUUAUAAACAUGAAGCUAUUGAACUUAUUAAGUUUGGUUUUAUCAGGAAAAUUUUCAACCUCCUGGUUCGCCAUAUGGAUCCAUAAAAUGAACGAAUCCUUAGCAAGAGACUAUAGAUUAAUUAUGAUCUCAAGAGACACAGGAUUAAGUAUCAACAAUAUACUUAACGAUCCAGAUAAUUAUGAAAACUAUGAUAGUGCAAUUUUGGUCCAAGCAUUAAAUAUGCUCGCUUUUUUUGAAUUCGAGAACUAUCAGCUAAAUGAAUUCGUAAGAUACUGUACAAUAACGUAUCUUGAACACAAUGUCCCUAAAGUUCGUCAAACUGCUACGAUAACAUCGUGUGAAAUAUUUAUUAAAGAUCCAAUUUGCCAACAAACUAGUGUGAAUGCAUUAAAUGCUGUUAACGAAGUUUUAGACAAACUUCUCUCUAUAGCAAUCACUGAUCCCAUACCUGAAAUAAGGUUAGAAGGCUUAAAUUGUUUGGCAAAUGCUGGAAACUUUGAUCCUCAACUUUCACAGGCUAACAAUGUCAGACUUCUAUUUAUUGCAUUAAAUGAUGAGGUAUUCAGCAUCCGGAAAAUAGCCAUAAAAAUUUUAGGUAGGUUAUCGUCGAUAAAUCCCGCCUAUAUUGUUCCUUCUUUAAGAAAGACUUUAAUUCAAUUAUUGUCGCGUUUGGAAUAUUCACCUACAAGUCGGAAAAAGGAAGAAAGCGCUACAUUAAUAUCACUUCUUAUAAGCAAUUCAAAGGAAUUAACAAGACCGUAUGUGAAGCCAAUAGUCGAAGCAUUAUUGCCGAAGGCAAAAGAUCCAAGCUCAUCAGUCGCCGCAAGUGCAAUCAACUGUCUUGGGGAGUUAGCGGUCGUUGGAGGGGAAGAUUUACAGCCCUUUAUUCCUGAUUUGAUGCCUUUAAUUUUAGACACUUUCCAAGAUCAGAGUUCUUCUUUUAAAAGAGACGCCGCAUUGAAAACAUUAGGCCAAUUGGCUAGUUCAUCUGGGUACGUUAUUAAACCUUUGCUUGAUUAUCCACAGUUAUUGGGGAUGUUAGUCGGAAUUUUAAAGCUGGAAAGUUCACCUCAUAUAAGGAGAGAAACAGUUAGAUUAUUGGGUAUCUUAGGUGCAUUAGACCCUUAUAAGCAUCGUGAGGUUGAGCAGAAUUCUAAGAAUAUACCAUCAGAACAAAAUGCUCCACCAGUAGAUGUUGCAUUGCUAAUGCAAGGUAUGUCUCCGUCAAAUGAUGAAUACUAUCCAACAGUUGCUAUAAAUAACCUAAUGAAAAUUUUAAAAGAUCCAUCAUUGACAGCUCAUCACAAUAAAGUGAUUCAAGCUAUCAUGUAUAUUUUCCAGACAUUAGGGUUAAGAUGCGUUUCAUUUUUACCACAAAUCAUUCCUGGUAUUAUCAAUGUCAUGAAUACAUGUCAGCCUUCGAUGUUGAAGUUUUACUUUCAACAAUUAGGUGCAUUAAUAUUGAUAGUUAAGCAACAUAUUAGACCAUUUCUUCCUGAAAUAUUUGAAGUUAUCAAGGGAUCUUUCAACAUUAAUAUCCAAUUGAAUGUUCAAGUGAUCAUUAUUAAUUUGAUUGAGUCUAUUUCAAGGGCUUUGGAAGGUGAGUUUAAAAUGUACCUUCCAGAUGUUUUGAAUUUAAUGUUAAAUGUCUUUGAAGAUGAUAAAUCAGUUAAAAGAGAACCAUCUUUACAUGUUUUGAAAGCAUUUGUUGUCUUUGGAAGCAGCAUUGAAGAAUAUGUGCAUAUAAUAGUACCAAAUAUUGUGAAAAUGUUUGAAAUGGGUCCGAUUGUACUUCGUCGUGCUGCCAUAGAGACAAUUGGUAGAUUAUCAAAGCAAGUUCUAUUGAAUGAUAUGGCAUCUAGAAUUAUACACCCUAUUUUACGUGUAUUACGCCAAGGUAACGAUGAAUUGAAAGCUACUGCAAUGAAUACUUUAAGUUACUUAUUAUUACAAUUAGGUAACGAGUUCAGUGUUUUUAUUCCUGUAAUCAAAUCAUUAUUGAUACAACAAAAAAUACACUCAGCAAUUUUUGAGCAACUUGUUAAUAAGCUUUUAAGUGGUGAUCCAUUACCAGCUUAUCUUAACAUUUAUAAAGAUUAUGAUAUCCAUGUUAAUCAUUUUGACGUUCCUGAUGUUGAUAUGCCGUCUAAGAAAUUACCAGUCAACCAAGGUGCAUUGAAGGCAGCUUGGGAUUCCAGCCUGCGCCGAACCAAGGAGGACUGGCAAGAAUGGAUUGGGAGGCUAAGUAAAGAAUUAUUGAAGCAAAGUCCUUCGCAUGCAAUAAGGGCAUGUGCUGGAUUAGCAACUGAUUAUCAUCCUUUAGCAAAAGAUUUAUUUAAUGCAAGUUUUGCUAGUUGUUGGAGUGAAUUAUAUUCACAGCAUCAGGAAGAAUUAGUAGAAUCGUUUUGUAUUGCAUUAUCAUCCCCAAAUAAUCCCCCAGAAAUUCAUCAGAUUUUGUUAAAUUUAGCUGAAUUUAUGGAACAUGAUGAUAAAUCUUUACCAAUCGCAAUAACAACUCUAGGUCAAUACGCGCAGCGUUGUCAUGCAUAUGCUAAAGCAUUACAUUAUCAAGAAUUAGAAUUUUAUGUGGAACCUACUACUCCAACAAUUGAGUCGUUAAUCAGCAUAAAUAACCAGCUUCAGCAAUCUGAUGCAGCUGUUGGAAUUUUGAAGCAUGCGCAAUUGCACCAUGACCUUCAAUUAAAGGAAACAUGGUAUGAGAAGUUACAGAGAUGGGAUGAUGCCUUACGAGCAUAUAGUUUGAGAGAGAAGCAGGAACCUGACAAUAUGGAAAUUACUAUGGGUAAAAUGAGAUGUUAUCAUGCUUUGGGAGAAUGGGAGCAGUUAUCUGAAUUAGCUCAAAGCAAAUGGAAUAACUCUUCCAGUGAUAUAAAAAGAGGCGUAGCUCCUUUGGCAGCUGCAGCUGCUUGGGGUUUAGGUCAAUGGGAUAGAAUGGAUUCAUGUAUAAAGGUCAUGAAAACAGAAUCUCCGGAUAAAGCUUUCUUUAACGCUAUUUUAAGUUUACAUCGUAAUAAUUUUGAGGAUGCAUCUAACCAUAUUUUGAAAGCAAGAGACUUAUUGGUAACUGAAAUUACUGCAUUAGUGAGUGAAAGUUAUAAUAGAGCUUACGGCGUUGUAGUAAGGGUUCAAAUGCUUGCAGAGUUAGAAGAAAUUAUCAAGUAUAAAUGCUUGCCGCAAGGUUCAGAGAAACGGGUUAUUAUGAGAAAAACUUGGAAUACAAGAUUACUUGGAUGUCAGAGAAAUGUUGAUAUUUGGCAAAGAAUGUUAAAAGUUAGAGCUCUUGUUAUCAAGCCCAAACAAGAUAUGGAUAUGUGGAUUAAGUUUGCCAACUUAUGUCGUAAAUCAGGUAGAUUGAAUUUAGCUGAAAAGUCGUUGAAUUAUUUAUUGGAAGAGGGUUCUCCAGAAAAUCCUUCUAGAGCUCCACCACAAGUUGUAUAUGCACAAUUGAAAUACAUGUGGGCCAAGGGGCAGCAGAAAGAAGCCUUACGUCAUUUAGUUGAUUUUACGACUCGGAUGUCUCAAGAUUUGGGAUUAAAUCCAAAUGACUUGAUCACACAGCCAUUGCCAUCUGAAGGGCCAGGUAUUCCAAAGCAUGUGGAAGAGUAUACGAAGCUUUUGGCUAGAUGCUUUUUGAAGCAAGGUGAAUGGCAAAUAUCAUUAAACAAUAAUUGGAGAACUGAAACUUCAGAAAUUAUAUUGGGAGCAUAUCUUUUAGCAACGCAUUUUGACGACAAAUGGUAUAAAGCAUGGCAUAAUUGGGCUCUUGCCAAUUUUGAAGUGAUUUCACUUUUCACUUCGCAGAAUAACAACGGUAAUAACGGAACUAUCAAUGUUAGUCAAGGUGAAAUAAUGGAUCAAAAUGAUCAAGUGAACGUUACAACAUCUGAUGAGCAAUCUCAACAGCCCCAGAGACAGAUACAACCUACAAAUAUUAUACCUAUGGAUGUUGUUCAACGUCAUGUCGUUCCGUCUAUAAAAGGUUUCUUCCAUGCUAUUGCAUUAUCAAAUACAAAUUCUUUGCAGAAUACAUUGAGAUUGCUUACGUUGUGGUUUAAAUUUGGGGGAAUUCCUGAAGCAGCUCAAGCUAUGAAUGAGGGUUUUAACAUGGUUAAAAUUGAUAAUUGGUUGGAGGUUGUUCCUCAAUUAAUUUCACGUAUUCAUCAACCAAAUCAAACUGUUAGCAGAUCUUUAUUUGGAUUAUUAACUGAUUUGGGUAAAGCACAUCCUCAAGCACUUGUUUAUCCAUUGGCAGUUGCAGUUACAUCUGAGUCUGUAAACCGUAAAAAGGCUGCAUUGUCAAUUAUUGAUAAAAUGCGUAUUCACUCCGCAACCUUGGUUGAUCAAUCUGAUUUAGUCAGUCAUGAAUUGAUCAGAGUUGCUGUACUCUGGCAUGAACAAUGGUACGAAGGUCUAGAAGAUGCAUCAAGACUUUUCUUUGGUGAGCACAAUACUGAAAAGAUGUUCGAAGUUUUAGAGCCUUUGCAUCAAAUGUUACAAAAGGGACCCGAGACCAUGAGAGAGGCAUCAUUUAAUAAUGCAUUUGGUAGAGAACUUGCUGAUGCAUAUGAAUGGGUUUUGAACUUCCGUCGUACUAAAGAUAUUACUAAUCUAAACCAAGCAUGGGAUAUAUACUAUAAUGUUUUCCGGAGAAUUAGUAGACAGUUGCCUCAAUUACUGAGUUUGGAAUUACAAUAUGUAUCACCGAAGUUGGAGGAGGCAAACAACCUUGAAUUGGCAGCGCCAGGUACAUAUCAUGCCGGAAAACCAACCAUCAAGAUUGUCAAGUUUGAUCCAACAUUUUCAGUCAUCUCAUCUAAACAGAGACCAAGAAAAUUAUCAUGCAAAGGUAGUGAUGGUAAAGAAUACCAAUACGUUUUGAAAGGUCAUGAAGAUAUUAGACAGGAUAAUUUGGUUAUGCAAUUGUUUGGUUUGGUCAACACAUUGUUGGUAAACGACCCAGAAUGUUUCAAAAGACACUUAGAUAUUCAACAGUACCCAGCGAUCCCAUUAUCACCUAAGGUGGGUUUAUUAGGUUGGGUUCCUAACAGUGAUACCUUCCACGUCUUAAUAAGAGAGUACCGUGAGUCGCGUAAGAUUUUAUUAAAUAUUGAACAUCGUAUAAUGUUGCAGAUGGCCCCAGAUUAUGAUAGUCUUACAUUAUUGCAAAAAGUGGAGGUAUUCACCGGGGCUUUAGAUAAUACCAGAGGUCAAGAUUUAUAUAAGGUUUUAUGGCUAAAAUCAAAGUCUUCGGAAGCUUGGUUAGACCGUCGUACCACAUACACACGCUCUUUGGCAGUAAUGUCUAUGGUUGGCUACAUUUUAGGUUUAGGUGAUCGUCAUCCUUCUAAUUUGAUGCUUAAUAGGAUAACGGGUAAAGUUAUCCAUAUUGAUUUCGGUGAUUGUUUUGAGGCUGCUAUAUUACGUGAAAAGUACCCCGAAAAAGUGCCAUUCAGAUUGACAAGAAUGCUUAAUUAUGCCAUGGAAGUAAGUGGUAUUGAAGGAUCAUUCCGUAUAACAUGUGAACACGUUAUGAGAGUUUUAAGAGACAAUAAGGAAUCAUUAAUGGCAAUUUUGGAAGCAUUUGCGUAUGAUCCUUUGAUUAACUGGGGAUUUGACUUCCCGACAAAAGCAGUAGCGGAAGCCACUGGUAUUAGGGUACCACAAGUCAAUACUGCUGAGCUAUUAAGAAGAGAAGAAAUAGAUGAACAGGAAGCAGCUAGAUUGACUAAACAGAACGAGAUUGAAAUUAGAAACGCAAGAGCUGCAUUGGUGUUGAAGAGAAUUACUGAUAAGUUGACUGGUAAUGAUAUUAAAAGAUUGAAUGAUUUGGAUGUACCAACUCAGGUGGACAAAUUAAUUCAACAAGCUACAAGUGUAGAAAAUUUAUGUCAGCAUUAUAUUGGAUGGUGCUCAUUUUGGUAG
Debaryomyces fabryi is the source of this 7554-nucleotide messenger RNA. It is a transcript of the gene TOR1, whose product is annotated as phosphatidylinositol kinase-related protein kinase. Gene Ontology annotation, biological process: protein phosphorylation; TOR signaling; negative regulation of macroautophagy. Bases 1 to 7554 code for a protein of 2517 amino acids. Gene Ontology annotation, molecular function: protein serine/threonine kinase activity; protein binding; protein-containing complex binding. The record is from RefSeq and is a predicted model, not a curated record. NCBI's taxonomy places the organism in Eukaryota, Fungi, Ascomycota, Pichiomycetes, Serinales, Debaryomycetaceae. Gene Ontology annotation, cellular component: TORC1 complex; TORC2 complex; nucleus. The transcript has a single exon.